Cladocopium goreaui is the source of this 490-nucleotide messenger RNA. The record is from the annotation of a GenBank genome assembly. Lineage: Eukaryota; Dinophyceae; Suessiales; Symbiodiniaceae.
UCUCGUCAAGGCACCCGAUACCGAAACGCGAUGCGAUGGUGAAGACAUCGCUCUUCACGGUUUGGGCACUGGUGGUGCUGACACCCCUUGCGGCCGCCGGUAGCCAUGGCUUGCACGAUGAGGCACCCGUUCAGCAGGCAGCGCAGCCGAGUCAUGGCGCUUUGUUUCUGAAGAUCAGACAUGCCUUGAGCAGCUUAGGUGCCAGCAGUGCAAAACCUGGAGAAUCGGAUUGUUACUAUAUCAUGGGUUUGUCCAAGUUUUCGUGGGCCUUCAUUUGCGACCUACUUGCAUUGGCCGUGAUCUUGUUGUGCAUUCCAUUGCUCCUUUCUUGCUCGAAGCGCAGGCCUUUGGGUGCCUCCAUGUUCGAGUUCAAAUGCUGCACGCCUGAUACCUCGACGUCCUUGAAGACACCCUUUUCGACGUAUCACUCCUUUCAGAUGAACUGAGCCAUGAAGAAACCCUGUUGAUGGGUGAAUUUGUUGGAUUUAUG